UCAAGUUUAAAUCACUUAGAGCUCGACCGAUUCUCAGUCUGCAUCCUCCUCUCCUCUCCUCUCCUCUCCUCUGCUCACUCGCUCUGUGCUCCUUCUGUCUCUCUCCUCUUCUCUGCAUCUGCCGGUUGCUCUCUCAGUCAACCUUACGAGGGCUCUUGUGUGCCGUCUCCCUCUGAACAUCUGCUUUUCACACAAAAAGAAACUUUUUUUAAAAAACUUUUUUUUUCUUCUUCCUGAAGCCUGCGAGAAACUGAGAACCAACUGUCACCAUGGAGGCCAUCAAGAAGAAGAUGCAGAUGCUGAAGCUGGACAAGGAGAACGCCAUCGACAGGGCAGAGCAGGCUGAGUGCGACCAGAAGGCGGCCGAGGAUAAAUGCAAGCUGUUGGAGGAUGAGCUGCUGGCUCUGCAGAAGAAGCUGAAGGGAACAGAGGAUGAGCUUGACAAGUACUCGGAGGCCCUGAAGGACGCUCAGGAGAAACUGGAACUGUCUGAGAAGAAGGCCGCAGAUGCCGAGGGCGAUGUGGCGUCUUUGAACCGCAGGAUCCAGCUGGUGGAGGAGGAGUUGGACCGCGCUCAGGAGAGACUGGCCACAGCCCUGCAGAAGCUGGAGGAGGCCGAGAAGGCUGCAGAUGAGAGCGAAAGAGGCAUGAAGGUGAUUGAGAACAGAGCCAUGAAAGAUGAGGAGAAGAUGGAGAUCCAAGAGAUGCAGCUCAAAGAAGCUAAGCACAUCGCUGAGGAGGCGGACCGCAAAUACGAGGAGGUUGCCCGUAAACUGGUCAUCCUGGAGGGUGAGCUGGAGAGAGCAGAAGAGAGGGCAGAGAUUGCAGAGCUUAAGUGUGGUGACCUGGAAGAAGAGCUGAAGAACGUCACUAACAACCUCAAGUCACUAGAGGCUCAGUCUGAUAAGUACUCUGAGAAAGAGGACAAAUAUGAGGAGGAGAUUAAAGUCCUGAAUGACAGACUUAAGGAGGCGGAAACCCGUGCAGAAUUUGCAGAAAGGACAGUGGCCAAACUGGAAAAGUCCAUAGAUGACUUAGAAGAGAACCUAUCGUCUGCUAAAGAGGAAAACCUAGGAAUACACAAAGUCCUGGACCAAACCCUGCAGGAGCUCAAUAGCUUGUAAAAUGCCAAGAAGAACAAGAUCAAACAAUAUGAACAAACAAACAUUUGUUUUGUAAGCGAUAUUUUCUACAUGCCAUCCAUUUUCUGUAAUUUCACUCUUCUUCCUAGUUGUUAAAACAAAUGUUACCCCCUUUUAUAUAUUUAUGGUUCUUUUUGUUUCUUUUUCCUUUUUUUAAAAAAUGGUUUUGGGUCCAUAUGAUAUUCAGUUUCGGUGCUUGAAAAAAUGUGUUAGAGACCAAACUCUUGAGCACAAAUAAAACUGACGACGAUUACGAUGA
Molecule: messenger RNA, 1401 nt
Organism: Larimichthys crocea (large yellow croaker)
Lineage: Eukaryota; Metazoa; Chordata; Actinopteri; Sciaenidae
Product: tropomyosin alpha-4 chain
Exons: 9
Coding region: 270-1124 (284 amino acids)
Source: RefSeq, a predicted model, not a curated record